Molecule: messenger RNA, 3388 nt
Organism: Daphnia carinata
Lineage: Eukaryota; Metazoa; Arthropoda; Branchiopoda; Diplostraca; Daphniidae
Product: gem-associated protein 5-like
Exons: 10
Coding region: 120-3305 (1061 amino acids)
Molecular function (GO): protein binding
Source: RefSeq, a predicted model, not a curated record
CUCGUCUGCUAAAAUCCCGUCGUUUUGAAUGUGCGCACAUGCUGCGCAUACGUAAAAUACCCCUCUCCUAGAACAGAAAUAGUAGUUUGAUUAGGGAUUUGCGGUCAGUUGUUAACGUAAUGGAAUCUACUAAAGAGAUAGUAAUUCCCCCAUCUCCCAAUUGGUAUCUAAGCAGUGUUUUUGAAUGUCAUAGAAAGUCUGGAGUCUUAGUUUAUGCUGCUUCGAGAUGUCUCGUGUUUUUGAAAUCUCGUAAUGUUGGCGAUAACUUCGGUUUUCCUAUCACACGUGUCAUCCCGGAUGCUCAUAGGGGCAAAAUUACCUGUGUAUCAUGGUAUCAGCCCUCAGCAAAUGACAAUUUAUUACUAAGUAGUGCAGGAGAAGAUGGGUCUGUUUGUAUAUGGAAUGCCAAUGACUUGAGUCUGGUGUUUGAACAAGAUGCACACAAAGAACAAAAAAUGUCCUGUCUUAGCUGGUCUCCGUUACUGGAAAAGAAGAUUUUGGCUUCAUCAAGUGAAGACGGCACUGUAAUAAUCACAGAGUUACUGUUGAGCUAUGAAAGUUGCAUCACUAGGAAACUAAACUAUGGGAAAAUGAAUCCCUUGAUAUUGUCGUUCAAUCCUCACAUUGCAUGGCACCUUGCAAUAGGGUGCAAAGGUGGUUUAUUGUACAUUUGUGACAUCAGAGAAAAUCGCGGUAUUAUUUAUAAACUUCGAGCCCAUGAAGAUGAUCUACACAAUAUCGCAUGGUGCCCUGUGAAAGGAAACGCAUUUAUUCAUGAAAAUCAAGCAAAGGAAACUUUCUUGGCGACCACUGGUCGAGAUAAAACCAUCAAAUUAUGGGCCACUAAUGAAGGGAAAUGCGUAGCUCAAUCAAAACUUCCUGGAAACACUGGAGUCCAUCGCCCCCGACCUGCCCAAGAUGACAAGCGGUCAACUUGGGUUGCAUUACAUUGGCUAAACGAACGGCAUAUUUUGAGCAGUGGACUUAGUGGAGAGCUUAUUAUGUGGGAGGUUGGACCAAAACUGUCCUGGAAGAUCGUCCAUAAACUUCAUACGCGUGGGCUCUUUAAUAUUUCUUCCUACGUGACAGAAGAUAACCAGGAAAUGGUCUGGACUUCAGCACAAGAUCGCAAUGUUAUUCUCUGGCCCAUAGUAGAAGGCCAUGUACCGAAAGAAGUUUUAGGUAUUCAAGAAAUGGAAAACCCUCAUCUUUGCUUGUCAACAAUGGGUGGUUUCGUCUACGUCUUGAACGUCAAUCCAAUCGACUCGUCUCAAAUGGCGCUUGGACUGGGAGACUGCUCCAUCAGACUAUGGAAUAUGGCUGCUGCAAAGCCCGAUAUGACGAUGUUAUGGAAUGGAAUUAAAGGGAAAGUCAGCGCAUUAUCGUGGCAUCCCACGGUAGAGGGUCGGCUAGCUUUUGGAACAGAUGAAGGACGAGUUGGAAUAUUCGAUACGCUCGCGCCAUCGAAGCCCCCUAUUUUAAGUCGCACCUAUCAUAAAGGCACAGUCUACAAUUUAGCUUGGGCCACUUUGCCCAACAAAGAUGGGUUGUCCCUGUAUUCCUGUGGUGGAAAUCAUAUAAUGGUUCACGAUCCAUCUGCGUUGGAUCUAGACGCAAAAAAUUUCAAUAAUUUAAUUGUUAGCAAAGGAGAAAAGAAUCAAAAAUUCCCUUCAAGAACUGAAUUCCAAUGGAAAGUGGAUUUUUCUCUUUUAGCUGUGGGCAACGAAGAUGGUUCUGUGGAAAUCUACAAGGGCAGUGAUUUAUGUUUGCUGAUGAUUAUCGUUGCACAUAAAAAACUUAUUCAAUGCCUUAAAUGGCACCCGCCAUUCACUUUCCAAAGUGCGGAACCUUCUAAAUUUGAUAGCUGGCUGGCAGUGGCUUCAAAUGACGUUACCAUCAAAGUUUUCAGUGUAGUUGCCAACAAAGACGAGCCAGCAACAUCCACUCUUGCGGCCACUCUUAGCGGUCAUAAAGAGCGUGUGGUAUCCGUUGCGUGGAGUCCGCACGAAGAUGGAAAGCUUCUCUCUGCAAGUUACGAUGGAACUGCACAGGUUUGGGACGUGAUCAAUAAAGAGCCUUUGGCGAAUUUCGGUGGUCACGCUGGAAGAUUGCUUUGUUGCGAAUGGAAUGCCCUGGACCAAGAUACAGCGGUUACAGGAAGUGAUGAUAUGACAGUUCAAAUGUGGAAAAUUAAGGAUCAAGUUCACAAGACUCCGUCCGAAUCCAUGGCAGUGAAAACGGUGAAAGAGAGGAAGAAGACACCCUUCAAACCGCCUACGUCUUCAUCCGUUACUGGCCGACAUACAACUUCAAGUACUGCUGGUAAAAAGAAAGCGCCGAGUAAACUGAAAUCGCUAUUUCCAGUAAGCGCCACGUUAGAAGGUCGUGGACGGCUUGAGGGCUUAAAGGACUGCAAAAUAUUGGCCACUUUAAAGGGAGUAUCGCUUAAACAUUCCAUCGUGGACGAAGACCCAGAAUCGUACACCUUUCCCAUAUCUGAUUUUGGAGAUGCGGAAUUGGCUCAUCUGGGUUUCUUCGUUAAUCGAGAAUCCACCAUUCAGAUGCUACAAGAGGAGAUAGACCAUCAUCAAGAAGGUUCCAAUUUUGAUCUGGCAGCUCAUUUGAGAAUCUGGCAAGGGGAUGUCGAACCCAUGUUAAGAGAAGCUGUGAAGAAGAGGCAGCUCAAUGAUUGGCUCGUUAGCUUGGCCCCUCAAGUCUCGUUGGAGUUUUGGAGGGAAAUGGCCCAUCUGUACGCUCAGCAGCUGAUGGCAGAGGGGGAUGUCAGAAAAGCCGUGUCUUAUACGAUCAUUUCCGGCGAGAAGAGUCAGGCGAUUGAAAUGUUUUCCAGUCAGCAGUUACAUCGCGAAGCUGUAGCUCUUACACGUUGUCAGUACCCCGAUGAAAGUUCUCAAGUUCAAGAGUCGCUCUCCCGCUGGUCUCGGAAAGCAGUUAUAGAUGGUAAUCUGGAAUUGGCAGUGAAAUGUUUCCUGGCCAAUGGCGAGGUAGCUGAAGCGGCACGUACCCUGGCGCGACGAUCAGAUCCGUUGUCUUUGGUUUUGUCCGCUGACCUGGCGACGAACGCUGGACUGGAUCAAUUGGCUGCGGCCUACUUACAACAAGCUGCGGACAUUGCGCAGACUACUACUGCGACUACUGACAACCCUAGUUCUCUCGCUACACCGACGAAUGGCGAUGCGGCCUUUGCGGAAGUAUCUGAAAGUAUCGAUCAAGCGAACAAGAACCAAGAAGUUCUCGCAGGAGCAAUAAAGGAGGAGACAAUAAAUUACGAUGACAUUUCAACAUAAUAGAAGGACUGAAUGAUGUGUCUGUGUGUAUUGUCUGACGGUAUUAUUACGGCCUUUCUUAAUUACAUACGUGGACGGCUGUA